Aureococcus anophagefferens is the source of this 1443-nucleotide messenger RNA. RefSeq lists its product as hypothetical. Gene Ontology annotation, cellular component: integrin complex. Gene Ontology annotation, biological process: cell adhesion. The transcript has a single exon. NCBI's taxonomy places the organism in Eukaryota, Pelagophyceae, Pelagomonadales, Pelagomonadaceae. The record is from RefSeq and is a predicted model, not a curated record. The coding region runs from base 1 to 1443 and encodes 480 amino acids.
AUGGCGCGCCGCGGCGGGACUUCGCGGCAGCUGCUGCAGCAGCAGUACCACGCGCAUGCGCCCGGCGGGAGGAGCGCCUCGCGGGACGGAUUCCACUGCAGCUCUCUGUCGAUCGGGUCUCUCAUCACGUACUGCUUCCUGCUGCUGGCCCUCGCACCCAGUGCCGACUCCACGGCUUUUUGCGUGCUCCACAACACGACGAUGUGCUGGGGCAACUAUCACAGCAUGGUUGAGGUGAUCGUCGACAGCCCCUUCGACGGCAUCGACGUCGGUGGCGACAGCGCGCCCGCGCUCGUCGACCUCGACGGCGACGGCGACCUCGACCUCGUCGUGGGCGAAAAGUACGGCACCCUCUACUACUACGAGAACGUCGGGUCCGCGGCGUCGCCGAGCUACGAGGCCGUCACCGGCACCGCGAGCCCCUUCGACGGCAUCGACGUCGGUCUCCACAGCGCGCCCGCGUUCGCCGACGUCGACGGCGACGGCGACCUCGACCUCGUCGUGGGCGAAGAGGAGGGCGCCCUCUACUACUACGAGAACGUCGGGUCCGCGGCGUCGCCGACCUACGCGGCCAGGACCGGCACCGCGAGCCCCUUCGACGGCAUCAAAGUCGGUGGUAACUACGGGCGCAGCGCGCCCGCGCUCGCCGACGUCGACGGCGACGGCGACCUCGACCUCGUCGUGGGCGAAGGGUUCGGCGCCCUCUACUACUACGAGAACGUCGGGUCCGCGGCGUCGCCGAGCUACGCGGCCGUCACCGGCACCGCGAACCCCUUCGACGGCAUCGACGUCGGUAACCGCGAACGCAGCACGCCCGCGCUCGCCGACCUCGACGGCGACGGCGACCUCGACCUCGUCGUCGGCGAUCGGUUCUACGGCCUCUUCUACUACGAGAACGUCGGAUCCGCGGCGUCGCCGAGCUACACAGCCGCCAGGUCCUCAGAGUGGCCCUAUCUCUCUCUUACGGAGAAGACCGGCACCGCGAACCCCUUCGAAGGGAUUGAUGUCGGCACCUCGACGUAUGAUGUCGGCAUUUCUGACAUCGCGCCCGCGCUCGCCGACCUCGACGGCGACGGCGACCUCGACCUCGUCGUGGGGGACGGAUACGGCGGCCCCCCUGGGGCCCUCUACUACUACGAGAACGUCGGGAACGCGACGUCGCCGACCUACGCGGCCGUCACCGGCACCGCGAACCCCUUCGACGGCAUGUAUUUUUGGGCUAACAGCGCGCCCGCUUUCGCCGACCUCGACGGCGACGGCGACCUUGACCUCGUCGUGGGCGAGUACGACGGUGGCAUCUACUACUACGAGAACGUCGGGUCCGCGGCGUCGCCGAGCUACGCGGCCGUCACCGGCACCGCGAACCCCUUCGACGGCAUCGACGUCGGUUCAUUUUGUCCUGUCUUCGGCCCUUCUCUUUCUUCGACAAGCUCCUCGCCAUGA